GACCGAAGCUUGCGCGAGUGUAUUGUUUUCUUUAUAAAUUUACUUUGUAGUAAAAACUGUAUUUUGUAUUAUAUUUUAUAAUAAAAUACUUAAAUUAAACUUUCGUCAUUGAAAAACCGAACUUAGUUUUAUAAAAUAAUUGCCCAAAGGGUGUGAAACGGUUAAAAUGGCGGCAGUACAAGGAGCCGGUAACAAGCAAUGGCCAGCGAGGCCAGGUGUACAGCAUCAAAAUAGUCAAAGCAAUGCGAGUUUAACAUUAAACAGAACUAUAAAUCUUUACCCCUUAACAAAUUACACAUUUGGAACCAAGGAACCACUAUUUGAGAAAGAUGCAUCUGUACCAGCUAGGUUUCAAAGGAUGCGCGAGGAGUUUGGAAAAAUUGGUAUGCGAAGAUCAGUAGAAGGUGUGCUAUUGGUUCAUGAACAUGGUCUACCUCAUGUGCUGCUUCUCCAGCUGGGCACAGCUUUCUUCAAGUUACCGGGUGGAGAACUGAAUCCGGGAGAGGAUGAAAUUGAAGGAUUGAAAAGACUACUCACUGAGACGCUAGGUAGACAAGAUGGUGUCAAACAGGAGUGGUCCAUAGAAGAUACCAUUGGUAACUGGUGGCGCCCAAACUUCGAACCUCCUCAAUAUCCAUACAUUCCACCGCACAUAACGAAACCGAAAGAGCACAAACGUCUGUUCCUAGUUCAACUACAAGACAGAGCACUUUUCGCCGUACCGAAGAACUAUAAGUUAGUAGCAGCUCCUCUAUUUGAGUUGUACGACAACGCACAGGGCUAUGGACCAAUAAUAUCGUCCCUGUCGCAGAGUUUGUGCAGAUUUAACUUUGUGUAUAUGUGAGAUAGUAGAAUAGAGGGGGUAAGGGAUACUGUGUGGGUCCGUUGGUAAUGUUGAAAUGUGUGUGCGAUUAAAAAUGUAUCUAUUGCAACUGGAUCGACAUUUUAAGAACGAUUUGAUGUUAUGUAAUACAUAAUAUUGAUGUCGAAAUGUACUGUAGUCUAUUCCAAUGGCAGGAGGAGUUAAGGUAAACGAACCGUUGAUUUUCAUAUUCCAUGCGAUUUGGUAAUAGCUCCGCUAUAUUGUGCACAAACAGGUGACUUAUCUCUCUAUUUAUAAUCGAUUACUAUUCCACUUAACUACUCAUAUACACUUUAAUUUGAAUCCCGAAGUGGAACAUUUUCGACAUUUAAAAAUAUCAUUUACGAAUCCACAAUGAACACCCCCGUACCGUUCAAUCUCCAUUGUGUCUUCUCCAUCGCACGUGACAUUGGCGAAAUAAUCUGUGCCCUCUUGGCAUAAAUAAAAGCAAGAAUAAAAAACAAAUGAACACCACAGAUUAUUCAUAAUCUCGACCAAUUAUAUCGCUUCAAUUCAAGGUCAAGGUUGUUUAUUUGUCUCUUCUGUGAUUGGUAUAUACUAUAUUGAAUUGAAAUAAUUGAUCGCAUCCCAGUAUCCCCUCUAAUUAUAGAUAUAUUUAAAUAUAAGUCGACUAUUUGUAUUGUAAUAAAAUAUAAGUUAAUUUGACUAAAUAAUACAAGUAAUUGAAGUUUCAUUUAUUGUACCCGAAGAAAGAAGACUGUUUAUUAGUAUUAAGAUAGUUUUAAUUAAAUAUUUAUGUGUAUGGAAGGGCGAAUGAACUGUUGUCUCGUUCUUAUGUUUAGGAGUGAAUGAGAUAGUGAAUGUUCAAGAGAAUUACGGUUAAAUUGUAUAAAAUGUUUUGACAUUUGAAAGAAAACUAAGAUGGCGGUUUUAAAUUAAUUGAAUUUUUUAUAUUGUUAUGCUCGUAUUGGCUUGAAUAUUUUGUAAUUGUUCUGUAUACAGUUGUUGGGUCGUCUAGUGAAGUCUUUAAACAUUGUGUACGUGUUAGUAAAUGAGUAACGUAAAAAGUUCUACGUUUGAAGAUU
This is a messenger RNA of Vanessa atalanta (red admiral), 1908 nucleotides long. It is a transcript of the gene Cpsf5, whose product is annotated as cleavage and polyadenylation specificity factor subunit 5. The coding region runs from base 167 to 844 and encodes 225 amino acids. The record is from RefSeq and is a predicted model, not a curated record. Gene Ontology annotation, cellular component: mRNA cleavage factor complex. The transcript has 4 exons. NCBI's taxonomy places the organism in Eukaryota, Metazoa, Arthropoda, Insecta, Lepidoptera, Nymphalidae. Gene Ontology annotation, molecular function: mRNA binding.